Messenger RNA from Arvicanthis niloticus (Nile rat), 1458 nucleotides. RefSeq names its product TD and POZ domain-containing protein 4-like. The record is from RefSeq and is a predicted model, not a curated record. Gene Ontology annotation, molecular function: protein binding. Lineage: Eukaryota; Metazoa; Chordata; Mammalia; Rodentia; Muridae.
AUGUGGGGCUCCAGUAAGCGGGAUACAGUGGAAGACACCCUGCGAUGGAAAACCAGUCGACUGAAGGAGCUGACUGAAUUCGGAAGUGAAACAAAGACCCUGACCCUCGGACAUGAGCGGCAGUUUGGGCCAAGACACAGUGGCCUCCAAGCAUUGAGCGGAGCAGGCCGAAACAUUUUGGCCCACAAAGCCGGGCAGAAUGCUAAGGAAAGCUCCUACUAUGCUCACCUUGCAGCAGAUAGCGAACUGGUCUUCAGGGAGAAGCCAGUGCAGAUUGGAGAGGAUGACAUCUCGAAGGAUGAACUUUUUGAAUCCCCUGUGUUGGUUCUAGUUUUACAUCCAAAGUACCUCAACCAGAAAUGUUGGCACCUGGAAACCAAGAGGUGGCACUACACACAGCGUAGUGAACAGAACUUCUGCUACAGGUGGACCAUUAGCAACUUCUCUGGUUUCGUUGAGGAAAUGGGGGAAUGUAUUACAAGUCCGACAUUCCCAUCAGAGGCCAAUGACAAAGUGGCAUGGUGUUUGAGAGUAUACCCAAAUGGGGUUGAUGAAGAAAGCGAAGGUUACCUGUCACUUAACCUGAUGUUGCUCAGCUGUGAAAAGAGCCCAGUUUGGGUAAAGUUUAAUGUUUGUAUCUUAACUGCCACAGGGGACAAAUGCAAUAAUGCAAGGAGCCCACAUGUCUAUAGUUUACUGCCGCACCAAGCCUUUGAAUUAAAAAAGUUCAUCCUUCUAGAUUUCCUCUUGUCUCAAACCGAAUUGCUAUUACCAGAUGACAGACUUACCCUCCUCUGUGAGAUGAGCAUGGAACAAGGCUCCUUCAGCAUUACUGUACAGAACGCAAGACCUCCAAUCAAUAUUCCAAGGUACACGUUGCCAGAUGACCUAGGGGAGCUGUGGGAGAGUUCCCUCUUCACAGACUGCUGCCUGCUAGUAGGUGGACAAGAAUUUAGGGCACACAAGGCCAUCCUAGCAGCUCGCUCUCCAGUUUUCAGAGCCAUGUUUGAACAUGAAAUGAAGGAAAGCCUAACAAAUCAAGUUGAGAUCCAAGACCUGGAUCCCCAAGUCUUCAUGGCGAUGAUGGACUUUAUCUACACUGGGAAGGUGCCACACCUCCACAGCCAUUCCAUGGCCACUGGUGUGCUGGCAGCUGCUGACAAGUAUGGCCUGGAGGGUUUGAAGGUCAUGUGUGAAGAUGAACUCUGUGGGAACCUCUCUGUGGAGAAUGCUGCACACACUCUCAUCCUGGCUGACCUUCACAGCACAGAGCAGCUGAAGACUCAGACCCUGGAUUUUAUUGCACUUCAUGCUUCUGAGGUCUCUGAGACCUUGGGGUGGAAGUCAAUGGUGGAGUCACAUCCCCACUUGGUGGCUGAAGCAUUCCACUUCCUGGCUUCUGCAAGAGUGUUUACUGGGCCAUCUUUCUCAAAGGACUUAGUAGUCUUUAAGACCUAA